Necator americanus (New World hookworm) is the source of this 549-nucleotide messenger RNA. RefSeq lists its product as uncharacterized. NCBI's taxonomy places the organism in Eukaryota, Metazoa, Nematoda, Chromadorea, Rhabditida, Ancylostomatidae. Bases 1 to 549 code for a protein of 182 amino acids. The record is from RefSeq and is a predicted model, not a curated record. The transcript is spliced from 5 exons.
AUGUUUGUGAAACAAUCUGCAUCGCACAGCUCUCUUCUGAUCCGCACUCCAGAAGAGACAUACGACAACGACCUCUUUUUGCGUAGUCUAGAAAUCAAUGGAUUGAGUCGACAACAGAAGACAUGCCUGGGUGGUGAUGACCAGCCCUUUGACCUCUCAAGAUAUGCUUUUUCGCGACGUAAAUGGAAAAGAUGGGGAUUCGCGGCAUAUAAUAGUGCAGAUUAUGUGGCUGGCAAGUUCCCUAUGCGUUCCCUCAAAUGCCUGCAUCAUCAUUUCCAAGAUGCAGUUGUGCAGUACUGGAGCAGCACAACUCGAACUUCGGAGCAUUUCGAAAUUGGCGUUGUGGAUAAGCACAAUCAUUUCCUCCUCUACUUCGCUAAAAAGGGAAAAGAAACACUUCUUGAUUUUAAGGAAGUAAGGAAGAGUGUUGGAAUGAAAAAACAAAAAGUUGGCCCUGCUGGAGCACUUUGCGUGGUGGCUUCCGUCGGCAAUAGGACCCCAACCACUUGUCAAUUUUUUUUCGUCAAGUUCGAUGUUAUUAAAUUUUGA